Molecule: messenger RNA, 1275 nt
Organism: Serpula lacrymans var. lacrymans S7.9
Lineage: Eukaryota; Fungi; Basidiomycota; Agaricomycetes; Boletales; Serpulaceae
Exons: 5
Coding region: 56-1111 (351 amino acids)
Molecular function (GO): oxidoreductase activity, acting on NAD(P)H
Source: RefSeq, a predicted model, not a curated record
AUGUGCAGCAUAGUUCCCAGUCUGGUCAAUCUUCACUUUAACCCACAGCGUUGACAUGCCUACCCAAACUGCUCUCUGGCUCCCGAAAGAAUUCGGGCAGUACGAACUUGCUACAAGGGAUAUUGGGAAACCAGGCCCCGAUGAAGUGCUUGUCAAGCUGAUGGCGACCGCGGUUAAUCCCUUAGACUGGAAAAUUCAAGAAAUUGGUUACUUUAUGAUAAAGGACUACCCUGCUGUACUAGGUUUCGAAGGUGCUGGAAUUGUAGAAGACGUUGGUGAGAACGUUAUUGAACAUGUUAAAGGUGAUGAAGUUUUCUUCUCGGGAUUCAUGACGAACAGGCAUUCGACCUUUCAGCAAUAUGUCAUCGUGCUAGCUGUUCACGCCGCCAAGGCAUACCAAGCUGCAUCCAUUCCAGUUGGCCUCGCAACAGCUGUUGAUGCACUUUAUUCGCCAAAACCACACGGGUUUGCGUUCACACCUCCUUGGGAAGAAGGAGGAAGGGGCAAGUACAAAGAUCGAUCCAUUGUUGUUCUGGGCGGGGCUUCUGCUGUAGGGCAAUUUGGCAAGUUGUCAAAUGAAUUGGCUCCUUCAUUUUUCAUCCAAGUAGCAAGGCUAUCCGGAUUUUCUCCCAUCAUCACCACGGCCUCACUUCACAAUACGACACUAUUAACUUCUCUUGGGGCUACACAUGUUGUGGACCGCCACCUUCCGCUUUCUUCGCUGGCUCAGGAAGUCGCUAAAGUCACGUCUACCCCCACAAACUUAGUGUUUGACGCGGUGGCAACCUCUGAGACUCAACAGGCUGGAUACGAUCUUCUCGUUUCGGGAGGACAGAUUGCAGUUGCGCUCCCUCCCACUAUCCAGACAAAGCUUGAGGACGACAAGCAAGUCCUCAAGAUGUGGGGGUCAUUCUAUCCUCCAGAAAAGAGAGAAUUUGGUACACGCAUGUAUAGUCAACUGACCCGAAUGUUUGCAGAGGCAGAGUUGGUGCCCCUCCCUGUGGAGGUGUUACCUGACGGUCUAAACGGCAUUGUCGCCGGCUUGGAGAGACUGAAGAACAAUUUAAUAAGUGGAAAGAAGCUUAUCGCACACCCUUGGGACACUGCGUAGUACGCAGGACACGAGAAAUAUGUUCGUUGCUGGUUAGAAUCUGUCGAGUUUAACAAUUGGCCAGGCUGUUACCCGAGAACGAAAACUAAAUUAGCACUGAUAAUACACGAUGUACAAAGCUGCAGUGAUUCGGUCUCUCGCAGGCUUCUCCCGCAAUAUCCGAU